This is a messenger RNA of Neoarius graeffei (lesser salmon catfish), 2559 nucleotides long. RefSeq lists its product as uncharacterized. The record is from RefSeq and is a predicted model, not a curated record. The coding region runs from base 119 to 454 and encodes 111 amino acids. The transcript has 8 exons. Lineage: Eukaryota; Metazoa; Chordata; Actinopteri; Siluriformes; Ariidae.
AGACAGCCAGGAAGUUUUCAGGCUGCUAGUUUCACAGAGGAGUCCAGAAGGAGAAACAUACUGUCAUAGCACACAGCUGUAAGAGCAAACUGCUGAAAGUGAAUAUAUACAGAUUAGCAUGAUGUUGCGGUUACUUCUUCUGACUUUGCUUCUCAUGGUCAAAGCUGCUACAUCAGACCAUGUAGAUGGUUCAGGACAUGGAGAGUUCCCAGAUGAAGAACAAGACGACGAACCAGAAAUAAGACUAGGUGAAAGCCAGGGAGUGAAACAUGAAUUUGACGAUGGAGAUGCUGAAGAUGGAAACACCACAAUCAUUAUCAUAGCAGCAGUGUGUGUGGUCACUCUGGCUGUUGUGGCUGUAAUAGCCGUAGUUCUCUUCAGACGUCAUUUGCAGAGACGGGAACAACAAGGUGUGUACAGUGUACCAGUGGAGCAGGGCCAGAAAGGCGUAUAAACUUGCAGUUCUUGACGUCUGCCUCUUCUGGGAUCUCAUCAGGGACACAUCAACACAAAAAGAGCUCCAUUAAAAAAAACACACUGUCAUCUCUGGCCAUUUCUUCUGUCCUACUUGUCCACUAAUGCCUGCUGCAAAACCUCUUGGUUACUUGACCUGCCAUUAUCCCAAAGCAGGCCUUUUUUUCUUACUGUCAUCACCUUUCACUUCUUUUCAGAUGAUUUGAUUUUAAAUUAAUACACUUGUUAUAAUGCCAUGGACAAUGUGUUUUUUUUUAUGUUUAAAACCCAUAAACAUCUCUAGAGUGCUAUUUGUUGCAGUGUAGCCCCCAUGAUUCUUUAUCUAUUCCACAGCAAAUGCACUUUAAACAUCUGAGGUUAGUCAGAGCAAUCAGAUAAAUUCCCGCAAAUUUUUCCCUUUAUGGUAAGCCAGUUUUCUGCAUAUUUUUCAACUGCUCUCAUGCAGAAUCUCGUAGACAUUCAAGGGUGUGGGAAAAAAAAAUACAGAAACUGUGUUUCAUGCGUAGGGCUGGCUGGGCUUAGCAAAAAUAUAACCAGAUGGUGACUGAGGAACUACGGAUAGACCUGUGACACUUUAAUUUCAUAUAAGAAGUAGUUAUGUCACUGUCUUUUAUUUUUACUCUAUUUUCACUGGAGUGCUAAUCAGCUCACGUUGAAGUGGCUGGUGACCUUUAGCACAAAUAAAACCUCUGAAAUCCCAGGACCUGGAGGGGACAAGUGGGCACUAUUUCCACCCAGGUCACUACUGUGGCAGGGAAUCUCUGAGAGGAAUAGCUUUUUACAUAUGUGUUUAAGCGAGUAAGCCAAAUUGCCUCUGUAUGGGUGUAAAGACAGUGUGAAACAUACCUCCGUAGGUGUCGUAUUCAUUCUUGCUUUUACUCGAUUUUCUUGCUGCAGGUCUUUCUUUCAAAUAAAGUGGUGCUCUAAUUGCAUAGACCUCUAGAUGUUUGGGCUUGACAGGCGUGUGUGUUGCAGCACUUGUAUAAGAGUUAAACAGUGUAGCCUACAGUAUAACAAUCCUGUAAGUCUCUCACUGAAUGAGUGCUUGCAUUGAUGGCAUUUUAGAUAAAACAUUUCAAAUAUAUCAUACUCUUAUUAUAAUUGGAUUUGAAAACACACAAUUCCAUUUUUACACAAUUCAUCUUUCUAGGAAACACUGUAGUGAUUGUUGCUCUUGUAAUUAUUGUUAUUUUUUCAGGAAAAAGCGUCAUCUAUAAUCCAUUUUUCUGUUGAUUUAUAUUUUUCUAUCUGCUUUGCACCGAGUAUUGAUUUUACUCAAGAUGACAGAUUUCUUUCGAGUGCUUGUUAUUUGUCCUGUUUGAAACUGUUUUCUUAGAAGACAAGACAUGAACUUAGCCAUUUUAUAAUAUCCUUUACAGUCUUGUAAUAAGGCAAUUUAUUACAGCACUUAUGGAUACAAUAAAAAUGUGUUGAAUGCAAUGUAGCAUUUUAAUAUAAAUCAAAACAAGGCAUAUUUUCAAAAUCUCAAGAUGAAUAUUAAGCAUAAACCAAGAUAUGAUUAUAAAACCUAUUUUUUAGAGAGUAAUUUGAUGUCAUCCACCUCUCAGCAUGUCUCACGAACAGUUAUGGAGGUUUGGGAAGCAGCACAUUUGAUCAUUUGUCAGUUAUUAGGCUCCACUUUUGUUUUCAUACCUUAUUAGCACUCAUGAUUUUAAUGCUUUGUCUUAAAGGUGUGGUGUUAAGAAGCUUUGCUGUUACUGCUUUGUGAAUAUAUUUUGUUUAGGAUUGGUUAUGUCUUUAGAUAUUUUUAUAAGAAAAUGUUUAUACAACAUUGUCGAUCAGCAAGUUGACUGUCUAAUCAUGUGAAAUUAUAUUUCAGUUUAGGGUUGAACCAUUAGGGAAAUCCGAUAUUAGAGUGUGACUUGUUCCUCUUCAGGAGGAGAAGAGUACAAACUGUCAACUUAUGAAACCUUUUUUUUUUUCUGUUUAUAUAUAUAUUCCUGUCUGCAAUCUCUCACACACAUGUUGAAAUUUCUACUGAAAACAAAUGUUUAUGAGAUUUAUAAUUCUUAUUUUCACAUACUAUCAAAACUUCAAAAUAUAAAAAAUAUAUAUAUACACCUA